This is a messenger RNA of Funneliformis caledonium, 3657 nucleotides long. The record is from the annotation of a GenBank genome assembly. NCBI's taxonomy places the organism in Eukaryota, Fungi, Glomeromycota, Glomeromycetes, Glomerales, Glomeraceae.
AUGACAUUACCAAACAGCACAAUCAAUCGAAAGUCGUUUCGUCACCGUAAAGUUGACAACAAAAAACCACUACGAAUCUAUACACCAGGCGAAAUCAACGAAGAGGACUGUAUACCAGUUAGUAGAACAGGCAUAGAAAUAGAGACAGGGGUAGAGAAGGAGGAGGAAGAGGAAUGGCAUUUAGUAAAUGCAUUAAAACUUCGAACAGAAUAUAUGGAAAAAGGAUCUACAGCUUCAGGAAAAGCCACGAUUCCUGUACCAACGUCGAGUCGACGUAUUUCAUAUUAUGCUGAUGCAUAUCAAACACACAAGUGGAAAAAACCUUCAACAUAUGUUAAAUUUUCUUUACCCGUUGAAGAGUGUAUAGGAUGCUUGUAUUGUAUGGAUGAAAAAGAUGAUCUGUGGUUAGUAGAGCAUAAAGAAAAAACACAUUCAACUCUAACCGAAGAUCAGUUUGAGGAAAUAAUGCAACACUUUGAAAACGUUGCAAAGAACAAAAUUCAAUUAUUGGCGAAAAAACUACUUCCAUCUUGGCUAGAUUGUGAAGCAUGUCUACCAGAGUCACUACAGGACUUGAAAGGUGAAGCUGAAAUGAUACAUACCUAUUGGAAAACUAAACGUAAGGAACGUAUGUCACGUUUCCGCAAAGUUGGUCCUUUAAUGUUUGAAAUAAAGACCCAAGAGGGUAAGGAUGAAGAAGAUCAUCCAUGGACUUGUUUCCGUCGUCGUGAACUUAAACCAAUAAGGAGAACGCGUCGCACAGAGACAGCUUCAUUUGAUAAAUUAAGGAAAAUAAGGAAAGAUAUACAUUCCGGUCGUCAUAUAAUGGUCAACGUGAAGAUCCGAGAGAAAACCAAGAAGCAGAAGAUUGAAUUGGAUCGUAAGAUCUUCGAAAAGGAAUGUACUGUUAGAGAGUUGCGUAAGAAGUUGGGUAUCAGGAAUGAAACCAGCCAUGAGCCACCAAAGAGGAACCGGAAAUCAUCAUCUACGAUGGACUUGAUGGGCGCAACGAAAACAAAAUCUGGUAUCAAACUAUCGAAGAAGGAUGAUGAAUAUCCAAUGGCAGACAUAACAGAUUACCCAUAUCUUAUUCAACGAAAACCAGCGGCUGCAUCCUUUUUCCGAAAAUUUGAUUCUCUCAAACCAACAGAUCGAACUUCAAUAUCUUGCACAGCUUUCAGAAGUCGGUUUGGUAGAGGAGGUCGUAGGCGUAGGAUUAUCGAUCGUCUUGACGUCUUUUCCUAUAAACGCAUUCGUGAGACCAACGAUAGGUUCAAAUAUGAUUCAGAUGGAGCCGAAGAUGUCUUCAGUGAAGAUGAGAUGAACCUAGAUGAUGAGGAGGAUAAUAAUAAAGUCGAAGAUUUGACAGAGAAUAUGAUUCGGUUUCACUUGUUCAAAGAGGAGGAUUAUCAAAAUCUUGGUACUUAUCGUCGAAUACAAAAAGAAAAACAAAACUCACCAACAAAGCAACAGAGCCUGGAUGCUUUAACAGUAAACAAUAAUCCCACCCAAAGUUCUCAACAAGCAAAUGCAGAAUCUAAGCAAAUUUUAGAACAGCGAACAAUACUUGACCCUCGUUAUGCGAGCUCGAUAUCUCGUACUGCGGAUUCUCGCGUAAACGUGAACAACCAAGAUUCUCGUCAAAAACCAGAUUCAGUCAAUAUGGUUCAAAGGGCAGAUUCACGUGCAAAUAUUAAUAAUCCCUCAAACAUUGAUUCACAUUAUGUAGACCCACGUACUUUCAAUGGUGUGAAAUGUAAUCAAGGUGUCAAUGCCGAGUCAAGUACAAGCCGCCUGAAUUCUAAUCCUCCAACGCCACGGCUAAGUAACGAUCCUCGCGCAACCCGCGACUCAAGAUUAGUCAACAAUUCUAUCGCUAAUUCACGUGCUCAUAACGGUCUUAUUAUAAGACCUACGGUGGCUACGAUGAAUCAUCGUGACAACGUUACUCCGUAUAUGCGUCCGAUGCCAAGAAUGAUUUCUGAUGAUUCUACUAAAACUAAUAAUGUUGUGGCCAACAAUAGAGGAUUAAUUAAUAGCUCACUUGUUAAAAAUCAUGCGACUGCUCAACUUACACCAGUAGCACAAAUAAAUUCCCCAGCGUCAUCAAAUAAUAAUAACAUAAAUGGCCAAGGAAAUGGUGAUGGACUUAGACAUACGUCAUCUAACCAAGGAAAUGUGAAUGGUACGACAUCAAUGAUCGAUCCUUCAAAGGGUUUGACGACAACUUCGGGGCAAGCCAUUGACCCUUCAAAGAUUUCGAUGAGUAUAGAUCAAACCAAGAUCUUAUUUAAUGAGUCGAAUCAAAUUGUGAAUGUAACAACAGGUGAAUCAGCAAAACUUGUGAACUCAGUAGAAGCACAAAAGAUCAAUAAUGUUAAUUUGAUUAAACCAACUCAAAGGAUGGGUAUUGGGAAUGGAUUAAAUGGAGUACAACAGACAAUAAAUACCUCGAUUCAUUCCACUAGCGCCGCGGCUCAACAGUUUAUGUUUACGUCACAAGACUUCAGUCAAUUAAAUCCAAGCAAUCAAAAUUCACAGACAGCUAUGACCAUGCGACAUAUAACAAAUCUGCGUCGCUCUGAACUUGCACAAAACAUACAAAACAUACAACACAUGACUUCGAAUUCUUCUACAAGCAAUGUAACUCAACAGACCAAUAAUAUACAAAAUAAUCAAUUACGUCAAUCUAUGGCUCAAGCACCGAGGCAACAGAAUAAUAUUACAUUGCCAAACGUAGGAUUAAACGUACCUUCUAAUUCAGUUCAUCCAUCAAAAAUGGUUCUUUCAUCUGGGAUGGGACCAUCUCCCUCUACACCCGGUAUAAGACAGAAUAAUGGAAUACAAUCAAGUAGUUCAACUAAACAUAUAAUAGCUCAUGGAUUAUUUACACCGAAUAAUAUGUCACAAACACCCGGAUCAUCAAACGUAAGACAGAAUGUAUUGAAUCUCCAAAAAUUACUCAUGAACCAAAAUAUUUCUGGUGUUAAUGGAUCACAUAAUAUCAAUGUGAACACUAACUCAUCUCUUGGUAAUAAUGGUUCGCAGACGAUUAAUGUGAAUCCAAAUGUCUCAUUGGGUACUAACGGUCAAUUUGUUCAGGGUAACCUUAUGGGAAUGAACGGCAUUAUUCCAGCAAAUGGACAACCAACUAGUAUAAUGCAAUUAAAUGGUCAAAGCUAUAUCAUUUCCAAUAAUAUGUCUCAACUUAAUGGCGCUAGCAACUUAGGUCUUAGACCAGGUAACGGGUCUGCUAAUUUGGGCUCACGACCUAAUAACAUGGUUCUUCCGAUCAAUCUCCGACAAGGUACUCCAACUCUUCGACAGGUACCUACGAACGGCGCAGCUGCAGCUUUACGUCAUAAUAUGGUACAUCCAAAUGGUUUUAUUACUAAUGGUGCUAACUUUAGACAAAUUAAUUCGACCCAGAUGAGACCACAACAACCUAUGAUGAGGCACAAUAUGAUUUUGAAUCCUCAAAUGUUACCGAGUCAAAUUUUAACAAACGGUCAAAAUAAUAACCUUGAAAUUUUGCUUACAAAUAGUCCAAUACAAAAUAACGUAAGCCCAGCAAGUGUGUCGACAUCGAAUGGUGGCAAUAAUUCGGUUGGAACACCUUCACCACAACCUCAAGCAGAACAAAGAACUGUUCGUUAG